GAGAAAAACGUCGUUUGGUGGUGGUAUGGCCGAAGUGUUGCCUGCACAAUCCAUGGAGGAACGACCAGACGACAAACUGCCGGCAAUACCGGAAGAAGACAGCAGCCAGCCACCACCGGCACCGACUGACGCAGCCAACGAACAUGUCUCCCUCCCAGAUAUUCAGAAAAGAGAGAUGGACAGUUCUACUGAGAGUCUUAUCAAGGCCCUUGGCCUGUCGGGGGCUGAUGAAAAGAGCCUCGGAAGGCUGCUCAAGACAGUCAGGGGUCAAGUGGUUUCCACCAUUGAUGAGUUGAGAACCAUUACUACACAUGACAACAACCUGGAAAGACAAUACAAAGAAGUUGUGUCAGAGAAUGUCCAGCUAAACUCAGCUCUGGAGGAGGCUCGUGGAGAGAUCAGGCAUCUGAAAGGUCGGCUCUCAGUGUUGAAGAUGACCUCACCGGAGAUCAGGAAACACAAGGCGAGAGUCCAGUUCAGGGAACGCAGGAAACAAGACCAUGAGCGUCAACUACAACAGGCCAGACAGAAGUAUCUGGGAGGUGAACCACUGCCAGUACUGGACUUUGCUGAGAGAGCUCGCACUGUGAAUGCCAGGGGAGAGUAUAUUGAUUGCAGGCAACAGCUGCACAGCCGCCACUCAACAUACCCUCCCGUGCCUCUCCCCUCCCAACCCUACACUGUCCCACUGCCACCAUCGACGAGGCCACACACUGACCCCCUGCCUCCUCCUCUGCUCGGCUGCAGGUGCUCUGUGUGCAAUGCCCAGCAGAGUCUCGGAGCCGUGACACUUGGCUCUCGACAACAACUCCUCUCCUCUUCCCCCCUUCACUCCAUGCCUCAGACCCAGUCGCAGCAACAUCGCACCACUCCCCACCUCACAAAGAGUGGUCAGCAGAUACUGCUUGGAGACAGGGUCAUUGUCAAGGGAGAGAGACCAGGGGUAGUGAGGUACAUUGGGAGACUGGAGGCUGAUGUACUAGGACAGAUCCUCAUUGGUGUUCACCUAGUCAUGCCAGUUGGGACGUGUGAUGGCUCACUGAGAGGACGUCAGUAUUUCCAGUGCCCUCCUCUCCACGGAGUGUUUGUCAGGCCAGCAGAUGUGCUCUGUGUGACAGGGAGGAAGCCGUGUACAGGUGGGACCGUUGUUCCACGGCUCCAGGAAAGAGCACCUUUUGGGACUGGAACCAGACGAGGUAGUAAGCUUCAAACACCGCUUCACUGGGGGCCACAAGGACAGGAGGUGAACUCCACAACUAUUCAUCUUUGUACAUCUCAUGUGUUAGAGCAAAACUUGGCUAGUAGCUCAGCUAGCCUCCUCUUGCAUUGUGAGCUAAUGUUGUGUUGUCUGUCUGAACAUGCCACUGCAGGUCCCAACUCCUGCCUCCUCUCUCACUGCCUCCACAACCACACAAGCCCGGGCCAUUCUCCGAGAAGAGCUGGCUCGAGUCAACGCCACGUCAUCACCCAAUGAGCUGUUUGAUGCCAGUGUGCAAGAGAUGAGUCGUAGAAUGGAAGACUUGGCAAAGAAAAACAAAGUAAAACUCACCUCCCAACAACAACAACGGAAAGAGGAAACCCCACCUCCUCAGCCAAGCUCUUCUCCAUCCCUAAAGGAACCACAGAGCCCACCUCCUCCACCCACUCCUCCUAAAACUCCCACACCCUCCCCGUCACCACAGGCACAACCCCCUACACCCUCCCCACCUCCCACUCCUUCUCCUCCUCCUGCUGCCACACCCCGGGUGACCACGCCUCCUCCGAGAUCUGAGACGCCCAUGGAAACGGUGUUGUUGCGAGCACUGCAGGCAAAAGACCUCGGGAACACUGGAUUUGUGACUGGAAAUGAGAUUUCUGCAACCCUCACUGAGCUGUCCCAGGGAAAAGCUAUGAGUGAGGCAGAGACUGAACAACUAAUGGAGAAUCUUGGCAUUCCUCAGACAGAGAGUGGGGGAUUUCCCUACAAUGACAUCAUACUCUACCUAGCACAGGCUAUUGAGAGCACGAAGAAUGAGAGCUAAGCUCCUAAUAGAGGGGCUGAAGCUCAUGCAUUUCUAGGUUAUGAAAGA
Molecule: messenger RNA, 2069 nt
Organism: Geodia barretti
Lineage: Eukaryota; Metazoa; Porifera; Demospongiae; Tetractinellida; Geodiidae
Source: the annotation of a GenBank genome assembly